Molecule: messenger RNA, 1872 nt
Organism: Hippocampus comes (tiger tail seahorse)
Lineage: Eukaryota; Metazoa; Chordata; Actinopteri; Syngnathiformes; Syngnathidae
Product: CD81 antigen
Exons: 8
Coding region: 139-861 (240 amino acids)
Cellular component (GO): plasma membrane
Source: RefSeq, a predicted model, not a curated record
GGGGGGCGACGGGGAGAACUGGGGUCUCCAGAGCAGUUGCUCGCUUUGGGUGUUGUCUUCUCCUCCGUCUUCUUGUGUGGAGCCAUUUGACUCGCCACCGUCCCGUUAAGUCAAGUCGUCUGCCGAAUCCCCAUCAGCAUGGGCGUCGAGGGCUGCACCAAAUGUAUCAAGUACCUGCUCUUCUUCUUCAACUUCAUCUUUUGGCUGGCGGGCUGCGUCAUCCUGGGCGUGGCCUUGUGGCUGCGUCACGACCCGCAGACCAGCAGCCUGCUGGAGAUCAACUAUGAUGGACAGCAGGCGCCCAGCACCUUCUACAUCAGCGUGCACAUCCUGAUUGCGGUGGGCGCAGUGAUGAUGGUGGUGGGUUUCCUGGGAUGCUACGGCGCCAUCCAGGAGUCGCAAUGUCUGCUGGGAACGUUCUUUGCCUGCCUCGUCAUCCUGUUUGCCUGCGAGGUGGCGGCUGGGAUCUGGGGCUUCAUGCACAAGGACACCGUUUCCAAGGAGAUGAUCAACUACUACGACUCCAUCUACGACAAGGCCAUGACGCAGAGCGUCACCGCCGACACGGAGAAGAAGAGGGCGGUCGCCUCCGUGCUCAAAGUCUUCCACGAGACGCUGAGCUGCUGCGGCAAGGGUGAAGGCACGUCCAUUCUGACCCAAUUUACCGACAUGCUCGGCGUCACCGACCUCUGUCCCAGCUCUGGAACUUCUGUCAGCUGCCACACCCGCAUCACCGAAUUGUUCUCGGACAAGAUCUACCAGAUCGGCAUCGCCGCCCUGGUGGUCGCCAUCAUCAUGAUCUUUGCGAUGAUCUUCAGCAUGGUCCUGUGCUGCGGCAUCCGCAAUAGUCCCGUCUACUAGAAGCUCCUCCCCCUUUCCGGCCGUUCCUGCGAACAGGAGCCGUUCUUAGCUUGCUGGAUUCCCGUACGACAGCGUUUUGGUGGCACCCAUCUUUUAUUCCCAAUGCUGGAGCCCACCGAAGCCUAACUCACGUGUAGAUACACAAUAGUAUAUUCUCCUCUUUUAAAACGAAACUCGUGUACCCUCCUCUGGCGGUUUUGGGGUCACUUUUCUGUUAUUUGAUUGGAAAAAAAUUGCUUUUUUCAUUUGGCCAUCAUUUUGCUGCAAUUUCCUUUUGUAGUAAAUGUUUUGUUUUUUUUACUCUUCUAUGCCUUUGACACUUGUUUUGACACAUUUUUUUUCUCCUUUUGGAGACCGAAAAUGUACACGCACGGAACAAAACUGCUCAAUCAUCAUACAUCACUUCAACAACGUCAGACGAGCUCAAAUAGCAACCAAACGUUGUCUUUGGUGACAAUCUAAACACCAACACGCUUCUUUCACCUGGAAUGAAAACGGAAGUGUUUCUAUACAUAUUUUUUUUCCGUUCUUCAGUCAUCAGCCGUAGAACAGUUGUUAGUUUCACCAAAACACCAGUUUGGGACCACUGCGCGGAGACUUUUUGUGUGUGUGGAAUGUGGGGGGGGGGGGGGGCAGGACUUUGAUGCACAUUUUUUGCUUUUAUGGCCACUCCAACGAUGAAAUAAGACCGAGAGGGGGCUUAUGACAGCUAAAUUUCAAAUGUUCAUUUCUUUAGAGAAGAAACGCGCCCUGGGCGACGCGCACUCACUGCCUGACUCAAUCUGAACAGUUGCCUUAACUUGUCCCACUUCCACCGUGAUGUCGUUUCUCUUCCUUGUCAUCACGAUGACAAUCUGACAGUGCUCACCUAAUCUUUAUCUUCAACUGAAAAACUUUGCUGAUCUCAAAAUUUGAAGCGACGCAAUGCUGCCAUCUACUGCGGUGGGUUACAAACCUGAAUUUUACAGACCAUCUGGGCGAGACGCCCCUCCACACCUAGCCCUUGAAAAA